Aspergillus udagawae is the source of this 366-nucleotide messenger RNA. RefSeq lists its product as uncharacterized. The record is from RefSeq and is a predicted model, not a curated record. The transcript is spliced from 2 exons. NCBI's taxonomy places the organism in Eukaryota, Fungi, Ascomycota, Eurotiomycetes, Eurotiales, Aspergillaceae. Bases 1 to 366 code for a protein of 121 amino acids.
AUGUCCUGGAUGAAGAGGGAGUCAGCAUGGAAGAAUUUAGGAGGGAGGGCAUUUGAGAAAGGAAACAAGUUUACAAGUGGCAUCGCGGUCAACUAUGGUGCCAGUCUCAUCGUUGCGAAGGAAGGCGACACCGCAGACCAAGGCAACGGCACUGACGUAUCAGGCAACCAGGGGGUCCGAAUAUCCAGCAAGCCAGAGCCGGCAACGAAGAUUGAUAUUGGCAAGCGUAUGCCCAGUUUCAAAGUUUUGAGUCAAGCGGACGCACGUCCGUGGCAUCUGCAAGAACUGUUGAAGAGCAACAGGCGUUGGCAGGUGAUCAUUUUCCCUGGACGACUCACCAAGCACCUCAACAUGCAGCGCUUGUAA